AUGACCGACCGGAACCCCGCGGCCAUGAGCAAGAGCGGCAAGGCGGGCGAGCGAGUCAAAGUGGAAGACGGCAAGGGGAACGACCGCGACAAGCCCGCCGCUGGUGCUGAUGCCGCGCCUGCCAACGCCCACAAGAGCCCCAAAAAGAGACGCAAGGAGAGACCAUGUACGAGAUGUAUCAAACGCAACAUCGGGCACCUCUGCCACGACGAGCCCCGCGAUGCCGACUCCAAAAAGGCCAAGAGCAUACAGACCUCUUCCGUCGUCGAUGAGUCUGACGCCCAGUCCGAUAUAGCCCGCAGCUCCAUCUCUAGCACCAUGGGCCCACCACCCCCCAACUUCGAUGGGACCAGACGCAAGUCAGGGUUCGCCACUGGGGGCGUGUUAGGACAAGGCAACCCGCUGCCCAUUGUGCAACCGGGGCCUGUCUCCGGCCUGCAGGGAAAUACGUUGAACAACGGUAACAACAAUGCGAAUCAAUUCGCUGGCUUCCAAGAUGCAUGGAUGACGGCUCAGAACCACUUCCAUGACAUGCACACCUACCACCCCAACUACAUGAUCGCGCCCGAGGUCACUCACGAGUUUAGUCUACUCAACGACUUUCUUCAUACUAGCUUACUAGAUGACGGUGGAGUGCCGUCCGAUGAUCAACAGAGCCCGGCAUUCAGACGGUCGAGCCAGUCGGAAAUGCUACCCGCCUUCGGUAACAACAACUCGCUGCAGCCCGGGGGCGUCAACUCGGCAAACAUGUCAGGGGGACCUAUGCUGCCCCCGCCGAACCUCGAAGGCAAGAACAUAUUGAGGCCGGGGAGUGUAGUGCCUGCCGACAAGGCCCGUGAGUACUACCUCCAAGCCGCCGACCCCUCGGGCAACGACACACCCGAGGAGCGUAUGGCUCGCGUCCUCAAGGCCAAGUAUGACGCCGGCCUGCUCAAGCCCUUUAACUACAUCAAGGGCUAUGCCCGUCUGGGCACCUAUCUAGAUAGCCACAUCGCGCCGUCGUCCAAGCAGAAGAUCCUGCGAACCAUCAACCAGUUCCGGCCCAAGUUCCGAGAAAAGGCGCAGGCCUUGACGGACAUGGAGCUGGUGUACGUUGAGAUGUGGUUCGAGAAGCAGCUCAUGGAUUAUGACCGCGUCUUCGCCAGCAUGGCCGUGCCGGCGUGUUGCUGGCGGAGAACCGGCGAGAUCUUCCGGGGUAACAAGGAGAUGGCCGAGUUGAUUGGCGUGUCGGUGGAUAAACUGAGAGAUGGCAAGAUUGCGUUGCACGAGAUUCUCACAGAAGAGUCGACGGUCCGGUACUGGGAAGAGUUUGGCACCAUCGCCUUCGACCCGGCCCACGAGACCCUCUUGACAGCUUGCUCGCUUAAGAACCCCAGCUCAUCGUCGAGCCAUCCGAUUGUAAAAUGCUGCUUCUCCUUUAUGAUCCGACGAGACGAUCAUAAACUCAAGGAACUUCUCUCGACGCUGCUGAACUCUCGCGAUUCUACCUCGAUCGAGGCUCUCCUCGCUGAUCUCAACCACAAUAUCCACACGGCCAAUGCCUUGCCGCUGAAGACGACCAGCCUCUCCCCUCAGACCGCGAAAUCCCUCAAAGACUGCGGAAGGAAGUUGUGGAAUGAGUGUAUCAAGGAAAGGAGGAGGAAGAAUGAUGGUUUGGCGCCCGGGAGGGCAAAGUUAUUAGUGAGAACGAGGGUGUUUGCCUUUCUGAUUCAUGCACUGGCGCGAGAGAACCAUCAAGGGAAGAGAAAAAGGGACGAUGAAGAGGAGGUCGUGUAUCUGAUGCACCUGGCCUUGACGGUUGGGAGGCUCUGCGUCGAGGAGUCCGACCUGGACGGGGCACGACUGGGGUUGCACAAGGUUGCCGACUACAUCGAGCAACUAAAGUCUAUGGCCGGGAAUUCUCAGGACGAUCCCAACCUGAGGAGCAGGUUGGAAGCAGAGUAUCUAACGAUGCGCACGGCUCUAUCGUGGAAGGAGGACCGACUCGAUGUAGCUGAGCACAUGUACAGCAAAGCGGAACCCCUUCGACAGCAUCUCGAUCCAUCUUCUGCCGAACACAUGGCAGAUACUCUGCAACAUAUCGGAAGCGACCUCUCCUCGAAGGGCGAUUAUGCAAUGGCUCUGAAAUGGCUCCGUCGAGCAUACGAGAUGAUUAACGGCCAGGAGUUGGAGCGGCUCUCGGCAGAAGGAUUGGAGCUGAGACUGGCAAUCUGCCACCACCUCGUCCAGGUGCUUCUUGCCAUUGGAUCUCCGGAGCAUCUCCGAGAGGCUGAUGACUUGGUGGCGUAUGUUGAGUCGGAAAUAGGAGACAAACCGGUAGUCUUGCACUGGAAACUGGAAAUCCUGCAGAAGUCACCGAGCGAGGUGUUUGAUACGGAUGCCUGCGCAAGUAUCCUGCGGCGGAUGAUCCGGUCUAUCGACUUUUCAGAUGCAGCCCUCGGCUUUCUUCUUCACAGUAUCAAAGAUUUACACGAUAGGAAUUCUCGACUCACGAUGGGAUUACUUGAUGAACUUUUGCUGACGAGAUUGUUACCAUCGGGAAAUCCGGAUUGGAUUGGAAAGGCCCUUGUACGGCGUGUAUGGAUGAGCUCGAUGGACCCGGAAUCCUCCAAUGCCGCCACUGAUCUAAUGGGCCUUCUUAUGCGGAUCCCACACGAUUCUGGUAACUUGCUGGAUGCCGAUGUCACCAUCGCUGCUCAGUCGUACAAAGCAGCAGAGCUUUGGUGUCGGGUCGCACUGCACGCAGUAUUCUCGAAUUGCGGCGAGGCAAACCAAGGGAAAUUUGGGAGGAAACUCAUUAUAUGCGCAAUCGCCUGCAAUGACAUUGAUGCCGCCCGGUCGGCCUUUAAUGACAUGCCGUCGAAUGUACAAGAGGACCCCCUGACGAGGUACCUUAUGUUCAAGGCCUCGCUCACGGGCUGGGACCACGAACUUGGCUGCCAAAGUAUUGAACACCUCAGUAGAUCUUCCGACAAGGAAAAGAGCCAAGAUAUCCUCUACGCGUGUGUCAGGGAGGCACAGCAAGUCGGGGAUAGGUUGUGUACGUUGGCAGCGCUGAAAGCUGUAGUGGAUAAGUGCGACUCAGGAGAGUCCUCAAGAUCCCACUUCCCCUCAAUUCUGAGAUGUACAAUCCGAUUGAUCCACCUGAUUGAGAGUCAAGAAGGCGAAGUCCUGAACCAAGACCUUGAACUUGCCGAGGACACCUGUAAAAUCUUUGAGAAAGCUGCCGAAAAUUCAAGAUUGGACACAAGAGAUGGGGAUGGGAAUAAGGUGUUUACCGGGCUGUGGCAUCUGGUUCGGAUAUUCAGCUCAUGCCUCACAUUCAUUGAAUGUUUUCCUCCAGACAUCCCUUCGAAAGACAUAUUUGGUGUUCAAAUCAUGGAAAUGCGAUGCCACUUUAUCAUUUCUGCAGCUCUCGUAUCGCAAGCGAGGACGGAGGACAAGGUGGAGGAGCAACUUCAGCGCUAUGUGGAGAUGCGACAGCACAUUGCAUCAUUCGACAAGACUUUUGAACUUGUUUCUCAAAACGAGCCGGAUUCAAAUGAUGGACCGGUCAUGGGAGAUAUGCUAGCAAAGCUGUCGACACUGUUUGUGUUUGAUUUUGAAGGUGCCCUUUGCCUGAAGGGUUGGGACGACCUGGGCCAGAUUGUGAGGAAAGCAAGAAUCUGCAAGGAUGAGUUAAUGUACAAGGCCAUGGGAGACUCCUUGCUGAGAAGCCAAGCUCCGGGGAAGGUGCUGUACGCCACAAUGCGCGCCAUCAUCAACCAGAUUUUCGAGCUCGAGGACUUCGACAACCAGAGGCUCGCAAAGUAUGUCCGCUGCAUGUUCCAGGCAAUUCUGCCCCUAGACGACAGCUUGGCGUUGCAGGUGGUUGACCAAGCCCUCCAAAUCGCCCGCGAGGGAAGCCAGAUGCAAAAACCGUUCCCGGGAGACGAACUCGACUGGAUUGUCGCGACUACGUUUAACCACGCUAUCGACAUACUGGCGCGGGGUGACGAGCCCCUGUGUCAUCAAUGGGCUCUCAAGGCGCUCGACAUGACGGAGUACAUGAGUGAUGGCGGCGAUAUGCGAAACCUGCUCCAAGAGAGGGUCGUUAAGCUUGGUUUUGGCAAGGACACGCACUAAUUAGAUGUUAUUCAGAGUCACUCU
This is a messenger RNA of Ilyonectria robusta, 4149 nucleotides long. Its product is annotated as meiosis protein SPO22/ZIP4 like-domain-containing protein. The record is from RefSeq and is a predicted model, not a curated record. Gene Ontology annotation, biological process: meiotic cell cycle; regulation of synaptonemal complex assembly. Bases 1 to 4125 code for a protein of 1374 amino acids. The transcript is spliced from 11 exons. Lineage: Eukaryota; Fungi; Ascomycota; Sordariomycetes; Hypocreales; Nectriaceae.